Messenger RNA from Prunus avium (sweet cherry), 4721 nucleotides. Its product is annotated as pleiotropic drug resistance protein 1. Gene Ontology annotation, molecular function: ABC-type transporter activity; ATP hydrolysis activity; ATP binding. Gene Ontology annotation, cellular component: membrane. The record is from RefSeq and is a predicted model, not a curated record. NCBI's taxonomy places the organism in Eukaryota, Viridiplantae, Streptophyta, Magnoliopsida, Rosales, Rosaceae.
AUGGAGGGUGGUGAGAUUUACAGAGCUGGCAACAGUCUCCAAUUAGGCAGUUCUAUGAGAUGGAGGAACAAUGGUGUGGAAGUUUUUUCGAGGUCUUCACGUGAAGAAGACGACGAAGCAGCUCUUAAAUGGGCAGCACUGCAGAAGCUUCCUACUUAUAAUCGUUUGAGAAAAGGUAUACUGACUUCGCCGGCUGGCGAGGCUAAUGAAGUUGAUAUACCAAAUCUUGACUUUCAAGAAAGAAAGGAAUUGAUUGAGAGGUUUCUGAAAGGCGCUGAAGAGGACAAUGAGAGGUUCUUGUUGAAGCUCAAGAAUCGUAUCCAUAGAGUUGGAAUUGAUCUUCCAACAAUUGAAGUUCGAUACGAGCAUCUGAAGGUAGAAGCCGAAGCUUAUGUAGGAAGCAGGGCUUUGCCUACACUCUUUAACUUCAUCGUUAACAUACUCGAGGGCAUCUUGAAUCGUCUCCAUAUUUUUUCAAAUAGGAAGAAAAAUUUGUCUAUCCUCCACAGUGUUAGUGGAAUCAUAAAGCCUCGCAGAAUGACAUUGCUAUUGGGUCCUCCAAGUUCUGGCAAGACCACACUGUUAUUGGCUUUGGCAGGAAAGCUUGAUCCAGAUCUAAAGCUUUCUGGAAGGGUGACUUAUAAUGGCCAUGAAAUGAAUGAAUUUGUACCCCAAAAAACUGCUGCCUACAUCAGUCAACAUGAUCUUCAUGUUGGAGAAAUGACUGUAAGGGAAACCUUGGCCUUUUCUGCAAGAUGCCAAGGGGUUGGAACACGCUAUGAUAUGCUUUCAGAGUUGUGCAGAAGAGAGAAAGCUGCUAAUAUCAAGCCUGAUCCAGACAUUGAUGUCUUCAUGAAGGCCAUAGCAACCGAAGGGCAGGAGGUGAAUGUAGUGACAGAUUACAUUCUAAAGAUUCUUGGACUAGAAGUCUGUGCUGAUACCAUAGUAGGGGAUGAAAUGUUAAGAGGCAUCUCUGGAGGACAAAGAAAGCGUGUUACAACAGGUGAGAUGCUUGUUGGACCAGCAAACGCAUUGUUCAUGGACGAGAUAUCAACUGGUUUGGAUAGCUCGACAACAUUUCAAAUUGUGAAUUCCAUCAAGCAAUACGUUCACAUUCUUAAUGGAACGGUUGUCAUCUCACUCCUCCAGCCAGCACCAGAGACUUAUGAGCUCUUUGAUGAUAUUAUCCUCCUUUCGGAUGGCCAGAUUGUGUACCAGGGAUCUCGUGAACACGUGCUUGAGUUUUUUGAAUCUAUGGGUUUUAAAUGUCCCGAGAGGAAAGGCAUUGCUGACUUCCUACAAGAGGUGACAUCAAGGAAAGAUCAGGAGCAGUAUUGGGCAUGCAAAGAUGAGCCUUAUAGAUUCAUUACAGUCAAGGAAUUUAACGAGGCAUUCCAAUCAUUCCAUGCGGGACAGAAAAUAGGAGAUGAACUGUCAGUUCCAUUUGACAAGAGUAAAAACCACCCAGCAGCCUUGACAACCAAGGAGUAUGGUCUUAAAAAGGGAGAACUGUUGAAAGCUUGCUUUUCAAGAGAAUAUUUGCUAGCAAAGAGGAAUGCCUUUGUCUACAUCUUCAAGCUGAUCCAACUGACAGUUGUGGCUCUGAUUUCCAUGACACUCUUCCUACGAACCAAGAUGCCCCGUGAUUCAGUAAAUGAUGGAGGAGUUUACGCUGGCGCUUUGUUCUUCACCAUGAUCAUGGUUAUGUUUAAUGGGAUGUCAGAGCUUCCCAUGACCAUCAUAAAGCUUCCUGUAUUUUAUAAGCAAAGGGACCUCUUCUUCUACCCUGCAUGGACAUAUGCUCUUCCAACAUGGAUUCUCAAGAUCCCAAUAACAAUUGUAGAAGUAGCACUUUGGGUGUUCACUACCUACUAUGUGAUUGGAUUUGAUCCAAGUAUAGAACGGUUGCUUAGGCAAUAUAUACUGCUGAUACUUGUUAGCCAGAUGGCUUCUGCAUUAUUCCGUUUAAUUGCAGCAGCGUGUAGGAACUUGGUUCUUGCUAACACCUUGGGUUCAUUCGCAUUGCUCAUAAUGUUUACAUUGGGUGGCUUCGUGCUUUCUAGAGAUAAUAUUAGAAAGUGGUGGAAAUGGGGUUACUGGAUUUCGCCUAUGAUGUACGGUCAGAAUGCAGUAGUAGUUAAUGAAUUACUUGGGAAGAAUUGGAGACAUGUACUCCCAAACUCGACAGUGUCUCUAGGAGUUGAAGUUUUAAAGUCUCGUGGGUUCUUUCCACAUGCAUACUGGUAUUGGAUAGGUGUUGGGGCAAUGGCUGGAUUUGUAUUACUAUUCAACAGUUGCUACAUUGUAGCUCUCUCCUACCUAAACCCACUGGGGAAGCCUCAGGCUGUUAGAUCAGAAGAUUCCCAAAGCAAUGAAAAUGAUGGCAGAACCGAGAGAAUGGGCAUAUUACCACGCAAUCAAAAUAGCUCAAGUGAACGUUCCAAGACAGAGAGUAAGGGUCAAAAUAGGACAGAAGUUUCUCUCCAGACUAUUCAUAACACGAAAAGAGGGAUGGUUCUUCCAUUUGAACCCCAUUCCAUCACCUUUGAUGAAAUUAUUUACUCAGUUGACAUGCCACAGGAAAUGAAGAUCCAAGGUGUCAUGCAGGACAAAUUAGUGCUUCUGAAGGGUGUGAGUGGUGCUUUCAGGCCAGGUGUUUUAACAGCUUUGAUGGGAGUAAGUGGUGCUGGUAAAACCACUCUCAUGGAUGUACUGGCGGGUAGGAAAACUGGUGGAUAUAUUGAAGGGGACAUCAAAAUUUCGGGCUACCCAAAGAAGCAAGAAACCUUUGCCCGGAUUUCUGGAUACUGUGAGCAAAAUGACAUCCAUUCCCCUCAUGUAACUGUCCAUGAGUCUUUGAUCUACUCGGCAUGGCUUCGUUUGCCACCGGAAGUCAAGUCCGAAACCAGAAAGAUGUUCAUUGAGGAAGUGAUGGAACUUGUGGAACUCACCUCAUUGAGGCAAGCACUUGUUGGGCUGCCUGGAGUGAAUGGCCUCUCAACUGAGCAGCGCAAAAGGCUAACCAUUGCCGUUGAGCUAGUAGCGAACCCCUCGAUAAUAUUCAUGGAUGAGCCAACUUCAGGGUUGGAUGCAAGAGCUGCUGCAAUUGUCAUGAGAACAGUUAGGAACACAGUGGAUACUGGCAGAACAGUUGUUUGCACCAUCCACCAGCCCAGCAUUGACAUAUUUGAAGGUUUUGAUGAGCUACUCCUACUGAAGCGUGGAGGAGAAGAAAUAUAUGUAGGGCCAUUGGGUCGUCACUCUUUCCAUCUAAUUAAGUAUUUUGAGGGAAUCGAAGGAAUAAGUAAAAUAAAAGAUGGUUAUAAUCCAGCGACUUGGAUGUUGGAAGUUACAACAUCAGCACAGGAAUUAGAUUUGAAGAUUGAUUUUGCCCAAGUUUACAAAACUUCUGAGCUAUACAGGAGAAACAAGCAACUUAUUAAAGACUUCAGCACACCUGCUCCUUCUUCAAAGGACCUCUAUUUCCCUACUCAAUACACGCAAUCGUUUCUGACCCAAACCAUUGCUUGCUUAUGGAAACAACAUUGGUCAUAUUGGCGCAAUCCAUUAUACACAGCUGUAAAAUUUCUCUUCACAAUUGUCAUAGCACUGAUGUUUGGGACGAUUUUCUGGAAACUCGGCUCCAAAACGAAAAGGCAACAAGAUCUGUUCAAUGCAAUGGGAUCUAUGUAUACUGCUGUUCUCUUCCUUGGGGUCCAAAACGCUACAUCUGUGCAGCCUGUAGUUGCUGUUGAAAGAACUGUCUUCUACAGAGAAAAGGCUGCAGGGAUGUAUUCAGCCUUGCCAUAUGCAUUUGCACAGGUUUUGAUUGAGCUUCCAUAUAUUUUAGUACAAGCUGUGGUCUAUGGAGUCAUAACUUAUACGUUGAUCGGAUUUAAGAUGACUCUGGUCAAAUUCUUUUGGUAUCUAUUCUUUAUGUACUUCACAUUGUUGUACUUCACACUUUAUGGCAUGAUGACUGUGGCUGUGACACCAAACCAUCACAUUGCUUCUAUUGUUUCCUCUGCAUUUUAUGGAAUAUGGAACCUCUUUUCAGGAUUCAUUGUCCCACGACCGAGGAUUCCUAUAUGGUGGAGAUGGUAUUACUGGGCAUGUCCUGUGGCUUGGACGUUGUAUGGAUUGGUUGCAUCACAGUUUGGCGAUCUAAACCAUGUGCUCGACAAUGGUGAAACUGUCAAACAAUUUUUGGAUGAUUACUUUGGUUUCAAGCAUGAUUUUGUGGGAGUGGUUGCAGCUGUGCAUGUUGGGAUUACAGUGCUCUUUGGAUUCAUCUUUGCCUUCUCUAUUAGGGCGUUUAAUUUCCAAACUCGAUAGAUGUUUCUUUUUGUUAUUUGUAAAUGACAAAUUUAGACUGCUAAAACAAGAAACCUAUCGAGUCAUUGUAAUUCCUUGUCGAACAAGAACUUAGCAAGUCAUUGUAGGAACUAAGUACCAUGCUCAAUGGUUUAAGGUUUCUUAAUUUUCAGCAACCCCUGAAAUAUAGAAAACUUAUGCAGAAAUCAGGCCAAACCAAGAAAAGCAAAACCUAGUCAUCUAUUUGGACCAGCAAUGGCAACCAAUGUCUCAGUACACAAAGCAUGCUUUGGUAAGUACUUGUAAGGGUUAGGAUUUUUGCACUGAGUUUUGCAGCUUUGCUUAAGCCAUAUGUAUAAAUGUGAAAUUUGAUUGGUAUGCCAAAUAUUGGAUAAUUAUGUCUCAAA